Fonsecaea erecta is the source of this 1209-nucleotide messenger RNA. RefSeq lists its product as hypothetical. The record is from RefSeq and is a predicted model, not a curated record. The transcript has a single exon. Lineage: Eukaryota; Fungi; Ascomycota; Eurotiomycetes; Chaetothyriales; Herpotrichiellaceae. Gene Ontology annotation, molecular function: nucleic acid binding; zinc ion binding. Bases 1 to 1209 code for a protein of 402 amino acids.
AUGGCACCAACAACACGCCACCGCAGUGGAGGCGGACCAACCGUGCCUAGCUCACGAGACGCGUCCCACGCUACUAUUAGCGAUGAGGAACAUACCGAACCUCCUGCGGCAAGCACGCGUCAAGCGCACUACUCGCCACCUGACCGCGAGAGUAGUGAGACCACUCAAUCAAGCGGAACCCCAGAACUAACUCAAGACCUCAACGCGAUAAGGCUCGCGGCGCGUCACGCAGAACUAAAGCGCAGAGUACUUGAGAAAAGACGACUUGAAGAGAUUGAGAAUAUGGAAAGAGAACUGGCUGGUGAGACACCAAACAAUCCGGUGCAGAUAGAAGACACCACGCCACCAAGCCGCAAGCGCAACGCGGAAGACCCUACGGACCGCGCGGCUAAGUAUCUCAAGCCGAACCCUCCUAAGGAGUUCAAGGGACAAAGUCUCGGCGAGCUCCGUGCCUACCUCGACGCAUGGCAACUGCGAUUCGGUAUUUACCCAAGCCUCUCAGACAAAGAGCGCAUUGCCCAGGCAGCCACUUCACUAGGCGAUAUUGCGGCAUCUCGAUGGCUAAGAGAACCAGAGUCGCUCCGACCUACCACUUGGAUAGGGUUCUCAGAAUUCCUACGAGAUAUCGUACAAGACCCUACGAACCGCAUAGCAUCCGCACUCAGGAAGCUAUGGCGCUACCAUCAAAGCGAUAACCAAAGCGCAAGAGAAGUCCUGGAGGACCUGGCGCGCCUACGAGAAGACGUGGCCACUCUCAAAGAGGAAGAAAGACAUGCAUGGGAAUUCCUCCUGGCCCUCCGACCAGAGACUCAACUCGCUGUGCUCCGGGAGCUACCAAAGAUUACUAGUCAGGAACUUGUCCUACGCUACGCAGAACGACACGAGGAACUCGCGCGGACGUACGAGGGCCAAAGGGGAGGUCGACGGUCACAGGCGAAUCGCAAGCGCCUCGAUACGCCUACGGAUACCACUAUCACCACCAGUCAACCACAAGCCGAUACGGAGACAAAGAAAGACCGCCGACCAAGAUCCUCCUAUAAGAGAGAAAAGCGCCUUGCAGGCCCAGACGAUGAAUGUCACCUUUGCCACGAGAAGGGGCAUUUCCAACGAGACUGUCCUAAGAGGAACCAAGAGGAUAGUCAACUAUCCGCACCCUUAUCGCAGGCAAAUAGUAAGCGAAAGGAAAAGGAUGAAAAGACAAAAAAAUGA